AUGUCUGAGUAUUCUAACAAGAAGACUCGUGGUGCCUUCGUUGCUGCAGUGUUUGCCAUACGGGGUUUUGGCAUUUUGGCAGGUGGUAUAUUUGCAAUUAUAAUUUCAGCUGCAUUCAAAAACAGGUUUGAUGCACCACCAUAUGAGGUUGAUCCGAUUGGCUCAACAGUCCCAGAAACAGACUACAUUUUGGAGGUAAGAAUGUCUUCAUGGAAGGGAAGGAAAUUAUGCCGCACAGGUCCUUAG
Molecule: messenger RNA, 246 nt
Organism: Sphenostylis stenocarpa
Lineage: Eukaryota; Viridiplantae; Streptophyta; Magnoliopsida; Fabales; Fabaceae
Source: the annotation of a GenBank genome assembly